Corvus hawaiiensis (hawaiian crow) is the source of this 902-nucleotide messenger RNA. RefSeq names its product phosphomannomutase 1 (gene PMM1). Gene Ontology annotation, cellular component: cytosol. Gene Ontology annotation, biological process: protein N-linked glycosylation; GDP-mannose biosynthetic process; mannose metabolic process. Lineage: Eukaryota; Metazoa; Chordata; Aves; Passeriformes; Corvidae. The record is from RefSeq and is a predicted model, not a curated record. The coding region runs from base 43 to 813 and encodes 256 amino acids. Gene Ontology annotation, molecular function: phosphomannomutase activity. The transcript is spliced from 8 exons.
CAGCUCCGCGGUCCCGCCCCCCGCCCGCAGAGCCCGGGCGGGAUGGCGGCGGCGCGGGGCCGGGUGCUCUGUCUCUUCGACGUGGACGGGACCCUGACGCCGGCCCGGCAGAAAAUCGAGCCGGAGGUGGACGCGUUCCUGCGGGAGCUGCGGCAGAGGGUGCACAUCGGCGUGGUGGGAGGCUCCGACUAUGCCAAGAUAGCCGAGCAGCUGGGGGAAGGGGACGAAGUCAUUGAUAAGUUUGACUACGUCUUCGCAGAGAACGGCACAGUGCAAUACAAGAAUGGGCAGCUGGUCUCCAAGCAGGCCAUUCAGGACCACUUGGGGGAGGAGCUACUGCAGGAUCUGAUCAACUUCUGUCUCAACUACAUGGCGCUGCUGAAGCUGCCCAAGAAACGAGGGACCUUCAUUGAGUUUCGCAAUGGGAUGUUGAACAUCUCCCCCAUUGGUCGGAGCUGCACCCCAGAGGAGCGAAUCGAGUUCUCCGAGCUGGACAAGAAAGAGCGGAUACGGGAGAAGUUCGUGGCAGCCUUGCAGAGGGAAUUUGCUGGCAAAGGCUUGCGUUUCUCUCGAGGUGGCAUGAUCAGCUUUGAUGUCUUCCCAGAGGGCUGGGACAAACGCUACUGCCUCAAUGUGCUCGACGACGAGAGAUUUGACACCAUCCACUUCUUUGGGAAUGAGACGACCCCUGGAGGGAACGAUUAUGAAAUCUAUGAUGAUCCCCGCACUGUAGGACACAGUGUCCAGUCCCCCCAGGACACGGUCCAGCGAUGCCGCGAAAUCUUCUUUCCAGAAAGAGCAAAUGAGUGCUGACUACCCAGUCCCUGCAUCCCUGCCCCAGUCCCACCCUCUCCCCCCACCAGGAAAAGCACCUUCAUUAGAGGAAUCUGCUCAGGGUAGAC